AUGAGAGUUCAGGAAAUUCGCAAAGUAAUCUAUUCCCAUCAUCAGAAAAUAGUGAUUCUGGAUGCUGAUGCAGGUGACUCUAAAAGAAAGAUCGUGGCAUUUGUUGGAGGUCUUGAUCUAUGCAUGGGCCGAUAUGACACUCCGAAACAUCCUCUUUUCAGGACUUUACAAACUGUGCACAAAGGCGAUUAUAAUAACCCUACCUUCAAGGAGCCUGCUGCUGUUGGUUGUCCAAGACAACCAUGGCAUGAUUUGCAUUCUCGUAUUGAUGGUCCUGCCGCAUGUGACAUCCUCAUCAAUUUUAAGGAGCGCUGGUUGAAGGCAUCAAAACAACAUCAUGAUGCGCAACACAAAUUUGAAAGCUAUUAUGCUGAUAUCAUUAAUGGGAUGAGAGAUAUUCCUUCUCAAAGUCACAAUGAUCCUGAGGAUUGGCAUGUACAGGUUUUUCGUUCAAUUGAUUCCAUUUCUGUGAAAGGAUUUCCAAAGGACCCAAAAGAUGCUACGGAAAAGAAUCUUGUAUGCGGGAAGAAUGUACGUAUAGACAUGAGCAUCCAUACAGCAUAUGUGAAUGCAAUCCGUGCUGCCCAAAAAUUCAUUUAUAUUGAGAACCAGUUCUUCCUCGGAUCCUCAUUCAACUGGGAUUCUCACAAAGAUAUAGGUUCAAACAAUUUAAUACCGAUGGAAAUCGCUCUCAAAAUCCCCAACAAAAUAAAAGCGAAUGAGAGAUUCUCUGCAUAUAUUGUUAUCCCAAUGCGGCCAGAAGGUGAUCCUACAGACCCUACCACUCUGCAGAUUCUCUAUUGGCAGGUACAUCAUAUAUAUAUAUAUAUAUGCCUGAUUACCGUUUUCAGCUUUCUCGAUCUUUUCCAAAUCUCAUGUUUCCAUUUAUAUAUGUUUCAGGCUCUUGCUCGGAAGAGUAGGCGUUUUAUGAUUUAUGUCCACUCAAAAGGAAUGAUUGUGGAUGAUGAGUAUGUCAUACUGGGGUCUGCAAAUAUCAACCAGCAGUCAAUGUCUGGCACCAGAGACACUGAAAUAGCAAUUGGUGCAUGUCAGCCUAAUCAUACGUGGGAAACAAAACAUUCUAGUCCACAUGGACAGAUCUAUGGAUACAGGAUGUCAUUAUGGGCAGAGCAUACUGGAGUGUUGGAAGAAUGCUUCAAACAACCAGAGAACCUUGAAUGCGUGAGGCGGCUAAGGUCCAUGAGUGAGCUCAACUGGAGACAAUAUGUAGCUGAUGAUGUAACGGAAAUGAAGGGUCACCUAUUAAUGUAUCCCGUGGAAGUUUAUCCAACAGUCAAAGUGAAGCCUCUUCGUGGCUGUGACACAUUCCCAGAUGCGGGUGGAAAUAUAACAGGGACAUUUCCACUCGAUCUAAAAAAUUUCGGUCUAAAAAAUUUCACUAGCUAA
Messenger RNA from Corylus avellana, 1407 nucleotides. The record is from RefSeq and is a predicted model, not a curated record. Lineage: Eukaryota; Viridiplantae; Streptophyta; Magnoliopsida; Fagales; Betulaceae.